AUGACUUCAGUAUCUCCUUUCCUUCCCAUCAUCAUCACCUUGUUUCUGCUCCCAACUUUCUCAUCAUCCCAAACCAAUGUGUCCAUCGGAUCUACCCUCAUUGCAGGCGAUGAAAACCAACCCCCAUGGAUUUCUCCUUCCGGGGAAUUCGCCUUCGGGUUUUGGCAAAUCGACCACACAGAUCAAUUCCUAGUUGCAGUAUGGUAUAACAACAUAUCUGAGAAAACCUUAGCAUGGUAUGCAAAUGGAGAUAACCCAGCUCAAAAAGGAUCAAACCUUAAUCUCACUUCUAACCGCGGCCUACUUCUCGUUAGUCCUAAUGGGGAGGAAACCCAGAUUUCUGAUCCCAUAGUUCGUACAGUCACCCAUGGUUCAAUGCUAAACACAGGAAACUUCGUGCUCUUUAAUGGAGAUUCUGAAAGUUUAUGGGAAAGCUUCAAGAAUGUUAAAGACACUAUUUUGCCAGGCCAAGCGUUUAAAGAAGGCUUUAGUCUUUCAUCUCGCCUUUCAGAGACUAACUAUUCAAGGGGAAGGUUUCUGCUCAGCCUGCUUGGUAAUGGAAAUCUUGAGCUUGCCACAGUUAACUUGCCAGGGGAGUAUAAAAAUGAGGCAUAUUAUUUGAAUGGCACCAUUGAUGGUUCUGGUUCAUCGGAUUAUCAGCUGAUAUUCAAUGAAUCUGCCUGGAUUUUCACCCUGGCAAAUAACAAAAUAGCAACAAUUUUCUCAGAGGGUGAAAAGGGGCCAUCAAGGAGCUUCUACCAUUAUGCAAGAUUGGAUUUUGAUGGGAUUUUCACCCACUAUCGUCGCUCGAAAGCCUUUAAUGAUGACAAGGGAUGGUCUGUUGUUUGGUCUAUCCCAGAUAACAUCUGUCUGGCAAAUCUUGUAACCAAAGGGAGUGGGGUUUGUGGGUACAACAAAAUUUGCAGCCUUGUUAAUGGUAACAGGCCUUAUUGUUCUUGCCCUUCACCCUUUUAUCAGGUCAAUCCAGAGGAUGAUUAUAGAGGCUGCACCCCUACUUUUGUACAGAACUGCAUUGAUGAUCCAAAUGAUGCAGAAAGUCUGUAUGAUUUCAGAACUGUCACAAACAUUGAUUGGCCCAUGACCGAUUAUGAAGUGUUGAAGCCUUUUAAUGAAGAUGAAUGCAAGGAUUCUUGCUUGCAUGAUUGUAUGUGUGCUGUGGUUGUUUUUAAUGGGAAUACUUGUUGGAAGAAGAAACUCCCGCUUUCGAAUGGGAGAGUAGGUAGCAGUGUGAAUAGGAGAGUUUUCAUCAAGCAACGGAGAGGCGACUCCCCUGCAGAAAGUUCUAAAUCUUCAGAGCCUAAUAAGAGCAAGAACACCAUCAUUGUUAUAAUCUCUGUGUUCUUGGGUAGCUCAGUUUUAAUUAAUUUCAUACUUCUUUCUGUGAUGUGUCUGGGAUUCUUUCUCGUUUAUCGUAACAGAUUUACACAGUUUAACAGAGGUGGCAGCUCAAUGGAUCAAAAUCUGAGAUAUUUUUCUUACAAGGAGCUUGUGAAUGCCACGGAUUUGUUCAAAGAAGAAUUGGGAAGAGGGGCCUUUGGUAUUGUUUACAAGGGGGUGAUUAACAGUGGGAGAUCUCCCAUUUUUGUAGCUGUGAAGAGAUUGGAUAGGGUUAUUCAAGAUGGGGAUAAGGAAUUCAAGACUGAAGUGAAUGUGAUUGGGCAAACUCACCACAAGAAUCUGGUUAGAUUAAUUGGAUUUUGUGAGGAAGGGUCUAACCGUUUACUGGUGUAUGAAUUCUUGAAAAAUGGCACAUUGGCUAACUUCAUUUUUGGGGAUUUGAAGCUGACAUGGAACCAAAGGACUCAGAUUGCACUUGGGAUCGCGAGAGGGCUCUUGUACUUGCACGACGAAUGCAGCACACAGAUCAUCCAUUGCGACAUCAAGCCUCAGAACAUUCUUCUCGACGAUUCUUAUGUUCCAAGGAUUUCUGAUUUUGGGUUGGCGAAGCUUCUGAGGAUGGAUCAGAGCGAGACUCAGACAGCAAUACGAGGAACAAAAGGGUACGUCGCGCCAGAAUGGUUUAGGAACAUGGCAAUAACUGUGAAGGCAGAUGUGUACAGCUUUGGCGUUUUGCUGUUGGAGAUUGUCUGUUGCAGGAAGAACGCGGCCUUGGAACUAGGUGGAGAGCAAGCAUUCUUGUCGUUCUGGGCUUAUGAUUGCUACCGGGAAGGCACAACAGAAAAGCUUGUUGGAAAUGACUCGGAUGCUGCAUUUGACAAGAAGAGAUUGGAGAGGUUUAUAAUGGUGGCACUUUGGUGCAUCCAGGAAGAUCCUCAUUUGAGGCCAACCAUCAAGAAGGUUGUGUUGAUGCUUGAAGAAGUUGUAGAAGUCCCGGGGCCUCCAUGCCCCACCCCGUAUAGCACCGGAAGCUCCAUGCUAGAUUCAGCGUAA
Ipomoea triloba (trilobed morning glory) is the source of this 2412-nucleotide messenger RNA. Its product is annotated as G-type lectin S-receptor-like serine/threonine-protein kinase LECRK2. The record is from RefSeq and is a predicted model, not a curated record. NCBI's taxonomy places the organism in Eukaryota, Viridiplantae, Streptophyta, Magnoliopsida, Solanales, Convolvulaceae. Gene Ontology annotation, biological process: protein phosphorylation. Gene Ontology annotation, molecular function: ATP binding; protein serine/threonine kinase activity. The transcript has a single exon. Bases 1 to 2412 code for a protein of 803 amino acids.